CCGUCUCCUUAGCAACGGGCAGCUGGGGCUAGCGCUGCUCCGGCAAUUUAAAAAAAAAGUCUGCUUCACCUAUUAUUGUUUUGUUCCUCUUCUUUCGCGGGCUGCAAAUUCGGCCGCAGGAGAGGAAAGGGAGGCUUCGGACGAGUGGCGAUGGCUUCGGAUUUGGAGGAGAGAGUGCGCGCGGCUUUCCUAGACAAACUGCAGAUGUUGAAAAUUCCUGAAAGAGAAGAGGACUUUUUGCCCUCUGCUUGCUGUCUGCUGGAGAAACAAAGGGAACUGGCAGAGGUGGAACAAGCUCUGUUGGCCCAGAAAGAGGAAUUCCAGUUGAAAAUGGAAGAGCUGCAGCAACGACGGAAGGAACUGGAGCUCAAAGAGGGCCAGCUCAAAAAGUCCAUUUUAAAGUUUGACAAGUUCCUGAAGGACAAUGAUGCCAAGCGGAGCCGGGCUCUGCGGAAGGCCGGCGAGGAGAAGCAACAAGCGGCCCAGAGAGUGGCGGAAGCUGAGCGCCUCAAGGAGGAAAUUGCACACCUGCUGGCCGUGAAGGACAAGCUGCAGUGGCAGCUGGAGAGACACAAGGCCUUCCCGGAGUAUCUGCAGAAGGUUCUGGAAAAGACGGAGCAGUUUCAGGGCAUCCCAGAGCUGAUUGCCCGGUUCCAGGCUCUGAUGGCCACACAGGCCACGUUGGCCCAGAGGGAGCUCGUUGGCCGGGAAGCCGUGGAGGAGGAGCGUGCCCGCCUGCAACGCUACACGGAGGAAAGCAGCAACCAGAUAUUGCAGCAAAACAACCGGGUGGCGGAACUGCAGGCGCAGCUGGAGCAAGCCCAGACCAGGGUCCUGGAACUGGAGUCUAGCUGGGUUUGCAUCCAAAACACCGCUGCCGACAAGACGUUGGAGCUUGGGCGGAUCAAGCUGGCAGCUUUGAACCUCUUCCAGAUGGUUGCAAAGCAGAGGAAGCUGCCAGCCGACGUGCCUAUGGAAGACACGGCAGCCCAACUCGAUGUGGUCAAGCUUUGUGUCAUGGACUUGAACGACAUCCUGGCCAACUUCCGCAAAGGGGAUCCCACGCCAGUCCCUCAGCCAGAACCAACACCAGCAUCUCGCUCUGAGACAGACCCCAGCCAACCACCUCGACCACCUGGGGCGAGUUUAUUAUCAUCACCAUCGAAUUUAUUACCAGCCCUUCAACCAGCAGGUCCCAGGGCAGGUCCCAGCCCUUUAAAAUUCAGAAUUAAGAAAAGUUAAAACAGGUCCCUACAGGACUAAGGUGGGCCCUGAAACCUCAGAUCUUGGGUGCCUUCGGCAUCUGCCAAAAGCUCUGCAGUGCCAGGCACCCCCAAACUGCGGCCCUCCAGAUGUUUGGGCCUACAACUCCCAUGAUCCCUAGCUAACAGAACCAGUGGUCGGGGAAGAUGGGAAUUGUAGUCCAAAACAUCUGGAGGGCCGAGGUUUUGGGAUGCCUGUGCUAGGCGCACCUUUGUGAGGGAGGGAGUUCCACAACUUAGGGGCUGCCACGGAGAAUGUGCUCAGUGGCCAUUGAAUCCUGAUGUUUUCUGGGGGUGGGGAGAACCAGGGCCGGCCCUACGGCCAGGCUGGGUGGCGCAGGGUGCCCGCCCGCCAGGGGGGCGCUGCGCAGCUGUGCCCGCCUGCCCGCUGCGGAGCUGC
Zootoca vivipara (common lizard) is the source of this 1662-nucleotide messenger RNA. Lineage: Eukaryota; Metazoa; Chordata; Lepidosauria; Squamata; Lacertidae. The record is from RefSeq and is a predicted model, not a curated record.